AUUAGGACGAUUUAAAGAAAUAGUCAUAGUGAAUUUGCUUCAACUAUUACACAGACAAAGCUACCUAUUAAAUGAUAGACGAGCUGAUUAUUAUUAGUGGAUUGGAUCUAGAAAAUUUUUAAGUGAAGGAUGACUAUUACUUUAACAAUGUUUAAUUGACAGUCCAAGGAAACAAAGACCAAGGGUGUGUAAAGACAUUGAUAUGGAAGAUUCCAAGUUGUAUUUGUUCGAAGGUAAAAGAGAAAUUGAGAUGUGUUAUAUUGAAAAAGAGGUUGAAAUGGAAGAUUCCAAGUUAGGUUCAUUUGAAGUUAAUAGAGAGACUGACAGCUCUGAGACUGAAUGUAAUAUGUUAAUGUUGAGUGAUUUUAACAAUCAAAACAAUACUAACCAUAGUGCCCAUGUGAAUAUGAAAAUAGAAAAUGAUGAUUUGGUUGACUUUGUACAUGUUACAGCAAAUGAGAGUUUCUACAUGAAGGAGACAGAAUUUAAUACAGAUUUGCCUGUUAAUGCUGUGAAAGAUAACCAGACCAUGAUAAAUAGGUCAGAAAAUAAUGGUGAAGCAUUCAACUGGGACAAAAUAUCUAAGUUAAGUUCCUCCAAUGACACAGAAGAGAAAAACAAACAGACCAGGAUGAAGUGUUAUAAAUAUAAAUUCGGUAAAAAGGAAUUUUCUUUUAAGUCUCCAAUCAUUUCAGUGGAUAAAAGCUUAACAAUGUUGUAUGGUGGUAUACAUUUAAAUAAUACCUCCCCAGAAAAUCAAGAGUCAAAGGAAAAGCAAGGUGUAGAGAAUAAUGCACAUGUUAACAUAAAUGAAAGUUUUAACAUAAAAGAUAGAGAAUUAAAUAUGGAUUUGCUUGUUAAUUCUGAGAUAGAAAAUAAGUCAGAAAAUAACGGUAAAACAUUCAACUAUGACAACAUAUCUAAGUUAAUUUCCUCCAAUGACACAGAAGAGGUAAACAAGCAAACUAAGAUGAAGUGUUAUAAAUAUAAAUUCGGUGAAAAGGAAUUUUCUUUUAAGUCUCCAGUCGUUUCAGUGGAUAAAAACUUACCAAUGUUGUAUAUGUUGUAUGGUGGUAAACAUUCAAAUACUACUUCCCCAGAAGAUCAAGCAUUCAAGGAAAGGCAAGGUAUGGAGAAUAAUGCAUAUAUGGAUUCCUACAAAUCGGAAUUAGAAAACAUUAAAAAGCUAAACAAAAGUGAAGCUGAAAAGCCUGUUUCUGUGGUUUCAUCCAGUCAUGAUCACCCAGUCUGUUGUCAGGAGUCACUGAGUGAAGAGAAUGAAAACACAAACAUGAUUUCAUACAAAUGCAAAUUUUGCAAAAAAGACUCUUUUUCAAAAUCUUCAUUAAGAAGUCAUAUUAAAUUACACAAAGAAAGUGAAGGCUUCGUUUCUUAUCUUCCUAAACAACCAUGUGUAGAUUUGAUAAAAUCCGAUGAGAACAAGGAUCAAAUAAUUGGAAAAGUUUACAACUGUUUUCUUUGUAAAAAGGAAUUUACAAUUGAAUCGUCAAUGAUCAGACACAUUGAAUUGCACAAGGAAAAAAGACAACAUAAAUGCAAGAUAUGUGGUAAAGGAUUUAAACGAAAACAUCAACUACAGAAACAUGAAGUGAUUCACACCGAUUGUAAACCCUUUAAGUGUGAUUCAUGUCAGACAAGUUUUAAAAACGCUCGUGAAUUAAGGCAACAUAUUCGAAACCCUCAAAAAGAAAUAUUCGAUUGCUCUGAGUGUGGGGAAAGCUUUAAUACCUAUGAUGCCCUCAGAAGGCAUGAGAAUGUUCAUUCUAGAUUGUCAUCAUUUUCAUGUCAUAUUUGUGGAAAAAAGGUUUCUCAUUCUAACAAGGAGCGGCAUUUAAAAUUACACGACAGUAAAAAACAUUACAGAUGUGCCAAGUGUGGUAUAAAGUUUACUUUUAAAUGCCACUACUCGAGACAUUUGUUAAAUCACUCAGAAACUAAACCAUAUAAAUGUCACUUUGAUAUUUGUGAUAAAACCUUUAAAUCAAAACCUGAAUUGAAGAAACAUUUAAGACUUCAACAUCAAAAGUUUAUGAAUUUUAGUUUUUGUCAUCCAUGUGGCAAAGCUUUUAAAUACCGCAGCCAACUUCUAAUACAUGAAAAUAUGCACAGGCAAGAUAAAGGUUUUACAUGUGACAUAUGUGGAAAGAAGUUUUCUUAUAAAAAUUCCAUGAUAAAACAUCAACAAAUUCAUUUUGAAGAAAAGCCUUUUGAAUGUGCACCAAGGAAUGUGAAAAAAAUCUAAUGAUCAUGAUGAUACUGGUCAGUAAUUUAAAGGAACAAUUACGAACUCAUUCAUAUAUCUACCAAUUUAUAUGUGAAAUAUAUGAGGAAGGUGCUUAAAAGAUUUUUAUACAUUCCAUAGCCAUAACCUAUGCAUACACACACACAACUCAGUCCUCAUGUCUGUGACACUUGUGGAUAAGGGUUUGUAACGAGACAUCAUCUAAAUCAACACGUUAAAUAACACACUGAGGAUUAGAUUUAAGUCAUUCUUUACUAAAACUCUUUUACACAGACAUGAAAAGCACACAGCAUUUGCACAUUGAGCUGAAAACACUCAUGACCCUUAUUUUGUGUGGCAAAUUAAAGGAUUCCAUAGAAGUAGUAAUUUCAAGAAACACAAAUACUGGCAUGAACAGAAGCUGUAGAGGGAGUAAUUCAACUAUGUUCAGUGUGGUAACUUGUUUCUAUAUACAAUCAUGACAAUGUAGGCAUGAGGCAUGAACUAACAUAUAGAGAGGAGACGAAGAGUCAUUUCUGUGAAAUUUUUGGACAUAGAUUUCAUUUAAAAAAGUGAUCUUCAAAAACAUGUCAGAUCAAAUAAUGAGAUCAACCAUUUGUUUGUGAGUCGUGAUUGUGGUGCACGUUUUAACAUGUUUAAACGAGGGGGUAAACCUAAAAAAUCAUAAACUUUCUCAUUCUGGGGAAAAGCCACAUUGAUGUACAAUACAUGUAUGUACUAAACAGUUUAUCAAGAAAUACAAAUAUGUACUAUAGAUCAACAUAUGAAAUCACAUAAUAUGUGAAAAAGUUCUGAUAUAUUCAAUAUCUCAUACUACAUGUAUUAAACAUGUUGAAGGGACAUAAACAUUUCUU
This is a messenger RNA of Mytilus californianus (California mussel), 3117 nucleotides long. Its product is annotated as zinc finger protein 99-like. The coding region runs from base 203 to 2263 and encodes 686 amino acids. NCBI's taxonomy places the organism in Eukaryota, Metazoa, Mollusca, Bivalvia, Mytilida, Mytilidae. The record is from RefSeq and is a predicted model, not a curated record. The transcript is spliced from 2 exons.